Messenger RNA from Alosa alosa (allis shad), 4901 nucleotides. It is a transcript of the gene smc3, whose product is annotated as structural maintenance of chromosomes 3. Gene Ontology annotation, molecular function: protein binding; double-stranded DNA binding; cohesin loader activity. The record is from RefSeq and is a predicted model, not a curated record. NCBI's taxonomy places the organism in Eukaryota, Metazoa, Chordata, Actinopteri, Clupeiformes, Clupeidae. Gene Ontology annotation, cellular component: chromosome. The transcript has 29 exons. Gene Ontology annotation, biological process: mitotic sister chromatid cohesion. The coding region runs from base 175 to 3828 and encodes 1217 amino acids.
UUUCGUUGUUAUUUCUGUUUUGUCUGGAUAUUUCGCAAAUCUCCGACGUAGCAGAAUAGCAAAAAAGGCUUAAGUUACAAAUAAACUUUGCCUUGCCCUUCUUCUCAGCUUUUGGAGGAGGAGGAGGGUGAUUUUCGAAUUUUAUUCCUGAGGAAAGUCCCUGCAUAGACGAUCAUGUACAUUAAACAGGUCAUUAUCCAGGGGUUCCGAAGUUACAGGGAUCAGACUGUGGUUGACCCUUUCAGCCCAAAGCAUAAUGUCAUCGUUGGCAGAAAUGGAUCUGGCAAAAGUAACUUCUUCUAUGCCAUUCAGUUUGUGCUCAGUGAUGAGUUCAGCCAUCUCCGUCCCGAGCAGCGUCUGGCCCUGCUACACGAAGGGACUGGCCCUCGUGUUAUCUCGGCUUUUGUGGAGAUUAUAUUUGACAAUUCUGACAACAGGCUGCCGAUCGACAAAGAAGAGGUGUCCCUCCGACGUGUCAUUGGGGCCAAGAAGGACCAGUAUUUCUUAGACAAAAAAAUGGUGACUAAGAACGAUGUGAUGAACCUGCUGGAGAGUGCUGGCUUCUCCCGUAGCAACCCCUACUACAUCGUCAAGCAGGGCAAGAUCAACCAGAUGGCUACUGCCCCUGACUCCCAGCGCCUGAAACUGCUCCGAGAGGUGGCCGGUACCAGGGUCUACGAUGAGCGCAAGGAGGAGAGUAUCUCGCUCAUGAAGGAGACAGAGGGCAAGAGGGAGAAGAUCAACGAGCUGCUGAAGUAUAUCGAGGAGCGUCUGCACACUCUGGAGGAUGAGAAGGAGGAGCUGGCCCAGUACCAGAAGUGGGACAAGCUGCGCCGGGCGCUCGAGUACACCAUCUACAACCAGGAGCUCAACGAGACGCGCGCCAAGCUGGACGAGUUGUCCACCAAGAGGGAGACCUGCGGAGACAAGUCCAGGCAGCUGCGAGACGCCCAGCAGGAUGCCAGAGACAAAGUCGAGGAGACGGAGCGUGUGGUGCGCGAGCUGAAGGCCAAGGUGGCCGCCAUGAAGGAGGAGAAGGAGCAGCUGAGCUCGGAGCGGCAGGAGCAGAUCAAGCAGCGCACCAAGCUGGAGCUCAAAGCCAAGGACCUGCAGGACGAGCUGGCCGGCAACAGCGAGCAGAGGAAACGUCUGCUGAAGGAGCGUCAGAAGCUGCUGGAAAAGAUUGAGGAGAAGCAGAAGGAGCUGCAGGAGACUGAGCCCAAGUUCAACACCGUCAAGGAGCGCGAGGAGAAGGGCAUCGCCAGGUUGGCCCAGGCCACCCAGGAGCGGACGGAUCUGUAUGCCAAGCAGGGCCGUGGUAGCCAGUUCACCUCCAAGGAGGAGAGGGACAAGUGGAUCAAGAAGGAGCUCAAGUCCCUGGACCAGGCCAUCAACGACAAGAAGCGCCAGAUCGCCGCCAUCCACAAAGACCUGGAGGACACCGAGGCCAACAAGGAGAAGAACGUGGAGCAGUACAACAAGUUGGAUCAGGAUCUGAACGAGGUGAAGACCCGUGUGGAAGAGUUGGACAAGAAGUACUACGAGGUGAAGAACCGCAAGGAUGAACUGCAGAGUGAAAGAAACUACCUGUGGAGAGAGGAGAAUGCUGAGCAGCAGGCCCUGGCUGCCAAAAGGGAGGACCUGGAGAAGAAACAACAGCUGCUCCGUGCUGCCACCGGCAAGGCCAUCCUCAACGGCAUCGACAGCAUCAACAAGGUGCUGGAGCACUUCCGCCGCAAAGGCAUCAACCAGCACGUCAUCAACGGUUACCACGGCAUCGUCAUGAACAACUUUGAGUGUGAGCCAGCAUUCUACACCUGUGUGGAGGUUACAGCGGGAACCAGGCUGUUCUACCACAUCGUGGAGACAGACGAGGUGAGUACCAAGAUCCUCAUGGAGUUCAACAAGAUGAAUCUGCCGGGAGAGGUCACCUUCCUGCCCCUCAGCAAGCUGGACGUGCGCGACACUGCCUACCCAGAGACCAACGAUGCCAUCCCGAUGAUCAGCAAGCUGCGCUACAGCACCAACUUUGACAAGGCCUUCAAGCACGUGUUCGGCAAGACCCUCAUCUGCCGCAGCAUGGAGGUGUCCACUCAGCUGGCCAGAGCCUUCACCAUGGACUGCAUCACUCUGGAGGGUGACCAGGUGAGCAGCAGAGGUGCGCUGACAGGCGGUUACUACGACACGAGGAAGUCGCGUCUGGAGCUGCAGAAGGACAUGAGGAGAGCUGAGGAGGAGCUGAGCGAGCUGGAGGCCAAACUCAACGAGAACCUGCGCCGCAACAUCGAACGCAUCAACAACGAGAUCGACCAGCUGAUGAACCAGAUGCAGCAGAUUGAGACCCAGCAGAGGAAGUUCAAGGCGUCACGUGACAGCAUCCUGUCCGAGAUGAAGAUGCUGAAGGAGAAGCGCCAGCAGUCCGAAAAGACCUUCAUGCCAAAGCAACGCAGUCUGCAGAGUCUGGAGGCCAGCCUGCACGCCAUGGAGUCCACGCGGGAGUCACUGAAGGCCGAGCUGGGCACUGACCUGCUGGCCCAGCUCAGUCUGGAGGACCAGCGUCGCGUCGACGACCUCAACGACGAGAUCCGCCAGCUGCAGCAGGAUAACAGACAGCUGCUGAAUGAGAGGAUUAAGCUGGAGGGCAUCAUGACCAGGGUGGAGACGUACCUGAAUGAGAACCUGCGGAAACGUCUGGACCAAGUGGAGCAGGAGCUGAAUGAGCUGCGUGAGACUGAGGGAGGCACUGUGCUCACAGCCACCACCUCUGAGCUGGACGGCAUCAACAAGCGCAUCAAGGACACCUUAGCCCGCUCGGACGACUUGGACGGCCUGAUUGACAAGACGGAGGUGGAGAUCAAGGAUCACAUCAAGAGCAUGGACCGCUGGAAGAACAUUGAGAAGGAGCAGAACGACGCCAUCAACCACGACACCAAGGAGCUGGAGAAGAUGACCAACCGGCAGGGCAUGCUGCUGAAGAAGAAGGAGGAGUGCAUGAAGAAGAUCCGCGAGCUGGGCUCCCUGCCACAGGAGGCCUUCGAGAAGUACCAAACGCUCACGCUCAAACAGCUCUUCCGUAAGCUGGAGCAGUGCAACACAGAGCUGAAGAAGUACAGCCACGUCAACAAGAAGGCCCUGGACCAGUUUGUGAACUUCUCCGAGCAGAAGGAAAAGCUGAUCAAGCGACAAGAAGAGCUCGACCGCGGCUACAAGUCCAUCAUGGAGCUCAUGAACGUGCUGGAGCUGCGCAAAUACGAGGCCAUCCAGCUCACCUUCAAACAGGUGUCUAAGAACUUCAGCGAGGUGUUCCAGAAGCUGGUGCCCGGCGGCAAAGCCACGUUGGUGAUGAAGAAGGGCGACGCUGAGGGCAGCCAGUCGCAGGAUGAGGGCGAGGGCGGCACCGACAGCGAGAGGGGCACCACCUCCCAGAGCAGCGUGCCCUCAGUCGACCAGUUCACUGGAGUGGGCAUCAGGGUGUCGUUCACAGGGAAGCAGGGUGAGAUGAGGGAGAUGCAGCAGCUGUCUGGAGGCCAGAAGUCUCUGGUGGCUCUGGCUCUCAUCUUUGCCAUCCAGAAGUGCGACCCGGCACCUUUCUACCUGUUUGAUGAGAUCGACCAGGCGCUGGACGCCCAGCACAGAAAGGCUGUGUCAGACAUGAUUGUGGAGCUGGCCGGCCAUGCCCAGUUCAUCACCACCACCUUCAGGCCCGAGCUGCUGGAGUCGGCCGACAAGUUCUACGGCGUCAAGUUUAGAAACAAGGUGAGUCACAUUGACGUGAUCUCGGCAGAGCAGGCCAAGGACUUUGUGGAGGACGACACCACUCACGGUUGAGAGGCCACCCUCGCUUUCUUGUGCCCUCUUCGCCCCCCUCUCUCUUUCUCAAACCCAAACCCACACCAACACUCAUCAGCUCUUGCAGGUUGUGUAGGAGCCCAUGGUUCCAUCUACAGAUCAGCAUGGAAAGGUAUUUUGGAGUUGGAGUGGGUACAUGUUCCGCAGCCCUAAAUCUGUUCUAGGAUCACAGGCCGCCACAGGGUUUGCCUGCAGAAUUGCAGAACUGUGUAUUUAGAUGUGGGUUUUUGGUAAGAUGACGGGAGAGGUUUGGGGAGUAGUCCUGUAAAGAGUUGCUUUUUUUAUUACAAAAGAAAAAAAACAUUUUAGCUUUUUUUUUGUCUGUCAUAUUGUUAGAGAUUUGUUUUUUGUUUCUUUUUUUUUUAAGAAAAAUAAAAUAAAUAAAAAGGCUGAGUGGCAUGAUUUUUCCAAGUUAGAAACUUGCUGUUGGCCUUGUGCUUCUGUCCAGUGGAGAUUGUUUCUUAAUCUGAGGUUAUCCACAGUUACAUUGGCCAUUUUUUAAAAAAAUGCUUCCAAGAGAUCUUUUUUUAAUCCCAUUUAAAAAGUGUUACAUUUCAAUGAGAGUAUCUGGGGGGUGAACAGACAGGUGAAAUGUGAAUAGAGCAGCACACCAUGCCUCCAUGUACAUACAACAGCUUUGUGUUACCCACAUUUAGGUUUCUGUUGGUAGUUGGUGACAGAAGUGUCUGUGAGAUCUGAAAACAUUCACUUAACCUUGUUUAAAAAGCCAUGAUUAUAAUAUCAGAAAAAAAAAUACCCCAUUAUACCCCAAUUUAAGCUACAAGUCAAACAUUGCCUUUUAUACUUCCGAUAUAAUACAUCUAUUGAUUUUUUUUUGUCUAGUACUUCUCUUGAUAUGUUUUUUAAAGAUAUAUAUUUACAUAUAUUGGUUGGUGUUUGUUCUUUUGAAUCAUUGUUAUGUUUACAAUGUCUUUGCAUUCCCUGUCCUAGGCCACUGCUGUAUAAUGAAGCUAGUUUAAAUCCUGUAUUUGUUUGAAUUUGUGUUAUUCUCUGUUAUUAAUUGGAAACAAUAAACAAACUUUUAAAAACUA